Messenger RNA from Hippocampus zosterae (dwarf seahorse), 1345 nucleotides. RefSeq names its product growth arrest and DNA-damage-inducible, gamma a (gene gadd45ga). The coding region runs from base 24 to 617 and encodes 197 amino acids. The record is from RefSeq and is a predicted model, not a curated record. NCBI's taxonomy places the organism in Eukaryota, Metazoa, Chordata, Actinopteri, Syngnathiformes, Syngnathidae. The transcript has 4 exons. Gene Ontology annotation, biological process: regulation of cell cycle. Gene Ontology annotation, cellular component: cytoplasm; nucleus.
CCACUGCUCUUUCCGAGCUCAGAAUGACGCCAGAGAACAAAUCAUCUGAUACCUCAUUGGAAUACCUGAGCUCCACUUGCCUGGUCUUUUUUUCAUCCCGUGCUUAUUCACAACACGAUCACGCGUGGAUUAUAACUAUGACUCUUGAGGAGAUUCGCGGACAGGAAAACACGAUGGAACACAACGAGAGGGUGCAAAGUGCAGGCACAGCAUUGGAAGAGCUGCUGCUCGCCGCUAAGAAGCAAGACUACCUGACGGUCGGCGUUUACGAGUCGGCUAAAGUCAUGAAUGUCGACCCGGAUAGCGUCGCCUUCUGCGUGCUCGCCACCGACCAGGAGCACGCGUGCGACAUCGCCUUGCAGAUCCACUUCACGCUCAUCCAGGCGUUCUGCUUCGAUAACGACAUCAACGUGGUGCGCGUCACCGACAUCGAGCGCCUCGCCGACCUGGUGGGCGCCGACGAGGGCGGCGAGCCCAAGGACGCCCACUGCAUCCUAGUCACGAGCCCAAGUGCCAAUCCAUGGAAAGACCCCGCUCUGGACAAGCUGAGUCUUUUCUGCGAGCAGAGCCGCAGCAUGUGUGACUGGGUUCCCACCAUCACCUUCCCGGAGCGCUGAGUCAGCCAUUCUUCCCUCGGUCCCUUGAAAAUGCAUCGGCGAUGAUGACGAUGAUGAUAAGAAAGAAAGUCAAGGCAUCACUUGAAAGUGUUCCGGUGCCUUUCUGCCACCCGUUUGUCUGGAUUAGUAGGCUGCGUGGCCGGGAUGGAAACUCACCAUCUCAUUCCCUCCCCCUCCACAUCCCCCAUGCCCGAUUCAUGCUUACAUGCGCAGAGGGAAGCAGCCUUCCAGUCAGUGCAUUUUGGGGUCAGGACGUUGUGGAUUAUACCCUGAGGGGACAACCACUCAGAAGCCAGUCAUGUGGGGCGGGGGUUCUUGGUGGUGAGACACCACGACGGACACUCGGGGAGGCGUUGCGAGAGCCAGUGACGGCCCACUCCAUGAUUAGCGAGAAGACGUCGGCGGUGUGUGGGCACGACUGCAUCAGACUGUGCAGAGGUGGAUGUGAGAACGUGCGGAGGCCGGACGGGAGCUCAUCAGAUGGGAGUGAUGCUGAUCUGGGAAUAGAAUGGCUGGAAAAAAAAAAGACUGGACGUUUUCUUCAUGUGCAGACAUCAAUAGCAAAAGACUUGUGGAAAAUCUUGAUUUGAGCUGCACUUAAAUGACAUUUGAUCAACACUGAUAUGAGUUAUGACACUCUUUGUAAUUGCGCAAGCAAAACCAUGCGACGAUAAUUUGAAUUUGCACACAUUUUGUUCAUGACCUGUGAAUAAAUGUUUGAACUCAAA